Rotaria sp. Silwood2 is the source of this 810-nucleotide messenger RNA. Lineage: Eukaryota; Metazoa; Rotifera; Eurotatoria; Philodinida; Philodinidae. The record is from the annotation of a GenBank genome assembly.
AUGAAAGUUUUGCAAGAUGAAUUGAUGAAAAAAAUUGACAUAUGGGAACAUGAGUCGAUUGCGAGAAUCAAAAGAGUAGCAGAGGAAACUAGGAACGAAUUAGUUCAGCACACAACUGGUCAUUUGGCUCAUAAAAAGCUCAAAUUGGAUAAAUUGACAAAUGAGUUGCAUCAAGGUCGCCAAAAUAUUGAUUUUGUUGAGACUGAUCUUCGUGAAUGGAUGGAUAAACUCAAUCAAUUAAAGGAAGAAAUUAUCAAUCCAGCCAAGGUUGCUGUUCGAGAAGCUUGUGUACCGCUGAUCACCAAGAUUCAUGUUGAUGUUUUCGACACAUAUGAGCUAUUUGAGCGUACGUCAGGUAAAGCGAUAUUUGAAGAUAGUGGCAAAGUUGUUGUCGUGCAAGAUGGUCCCGAAAAUUACACAGAAGUACGUGGAAAAGGUGAGUAUACGACCGGGCAUCGUACAUUAUGUUUCAAGAUCGAAAAAUUGAACGGCUGGAGCUUAUUUGGCAUUAUCUCGAAAUCGACACCUUUGCAAGAACAUUCCUAUAGUUCAUCGUCAUGUUAUGGUUGGUAUAAUGGUGAUCAUUUCGUCUAUCGCAAUGGACAAAACGUCGGUGGACAAGGUCACGAUGCUGUUGAAAAUGAUACAAUCAAUCUUGUGAUCGAUUGUGAUCAACGACUAAUUCGAUUGACAAACGAACGAACGAAUCGUACACUCGAGCUACUCGUAGACCUUGACAAAUGUCAAUUUCCAUGGCAACUGCAUCUCAAUCUAAAUUUAGCACCCACUCGUAUCCGUAUCCUUUCCUAA